Molecule: messenger RNA, 3223 nt
Organism: Seminavis robusta
Lineage: Eukaryota; Bacillariophyta; Bacillariophyceae; Naviculales; Naviculaceae
Source: the annotation of a GenBank genome assembly
UGGUAGAGUUUCGCAGUACAUUUUCCACUUGCCAUCGUGAGGUUCUUUGAAAGUUUGUUGGUCAAAAAAGCACCAGUCACUCGUUGCUCAUUCCAAUCCCAUUGUCUUCAAUCAAUGCAAGAAGGAGUCCUGUUGCGUUCAUUCCAAUCCCCACAUCAUUCAUUCACUCUGGAUUGAUUCAUUCCACAGAGAUGGAGACGAAUAAUGAGACGAAUGAUGCCAUUUCGUCUGAUGUCGUUGAGGUAGCCGUGGCUCCAGCAGAGCAAGUCCAAAAUGAGCAUGUGGCAGUGGACCCACCUGCCGAGGCACCCGAAGAAGUGCCCGCAAUCCCUGCUCCUGUUGUUGUCCACCAUGAUCAUGUCACCCACCAUCCGGGCGCCCAAGUGGAAGCUGAAGCAGUUGUUGUUCAAAACAAUGCUGAGCCGCCGCCACAGCCCGAAAUGGCUGCAGAUGACUAUGUUGAGCCUGAGCCGCCACAGCCUGAGCCGCCGCAGCCCGAAAUGGCUGCAGAUAGCACUGAAGGCGUGCCAACUGGUACUGAGGCUGUGCCUACGGUGCCUAUGGCUACCGACGAGGCUGUGCCUACCGAAACCGUGCCUAUGGCUACUGAAACCGUGCCUACUGCUGAGGCUAUGCAGACUGAAGCUGUGCCUGCUGAAGCUAUGCAAACUGAAGCCGCGCCGGAAGUUGUUGUCGUUCCUACGGUACCGGAGAUGGCCCCUGCCCCGGUCAUUGAGUCAGUGGCCACAAUGGCAAUUCCCAGCAUCCCUCCACCCCCACCACCGCCUCUUCCUAUUCAAGUACACGAGGAGCACCCCCCUCCCAAGGCCAAUUUAAAAUUUGAUUUGCUUGGAAAUGCUGCGGUCCCCAGUGGCCCCAAGGACCGCGAUAUCAUUGUGGGAGAGGACUCCAGAGAUCACAAGGCGAAUCUUUUGCUUCAGGAUUUGAUUGCUUUACACCGUUUGCUUUGGGAGGUUUCGCAUGAGCGCAUGCCCACUGAAGAAUCAGAAAUUGAGACGCUUACGGAGCGACUUUUUCAAUUGCUAAAGAAGGGAAAGGGACGUGAGGUCGCAGGAAUGAAGGAUGUGCCCAGGUCUUUCCUUGUUGGGAGUGGCAGAUUCAUGCAAAAGGAGGGUGGGGAAUGGAGAGAAUUAACCGACAGCGAAGCUCGACAAAGUAUCCAAAGAACUCUCUUUGCUGCUUUCCUGGCUGGUGCUGACAGCGGCGAUUCAGAGUCGCUCAAAGCACUGGGAAAAGAGUUUCAUGAGUUCAUUCUAGCCCAGCAAAAAGAUGCAGCCGAAUCUCAGCAGAUAACAAUGAAACCGAUCGAUGUGGUGAUGUUGCAGAGAACCGAUGGAGAAACUGAUAAGUCUUUUGACAGCCAAGUCGGGAAUAAGACGCUGUUCACUUUAGCAUCGCAACAUGUCAAGUCUGACAAUAUGAGCCCUACAAAGCGUCUGGAAGCAGCCCUUUCAGUUUUCAUGGCCAAGGGAGCGGAAGCGAUUCCCGACGAGAUGGGGGAGCACAAAGACGAGAAGAAAAGAUUCAUCUUGUGCACAAGUAAAGAUGACCAGAAGGCAUUCACGCUAAUGAACCCGGUCGAUGCUGCAGAAGUGACUUUGCUCUUUGUGUUUGAAGUGUGGCUUGAGAAGGAACUGACCUCUCGGCCUGUUAUUGAUGGCAAUGGUGACAUGGCUGCCAACAUUGAUCCAAAGCCUUCCUCAGAUCCUGUUGAUAAGCCCACACCGCAUGACGUGCUUUUCGGGCGAGGCGGCAUGACCAACAGCCACCCGGGAAACAAACGCUUCCGCGACGUCAUUACGCUGCACAGGCCUGACUAUAUCAAGGCAAUAAAGAAUGACAAGCCAAACGUUGCAAGGAGGAUUGUUCGUGCGAUUCGGACUGCAUCUCCUCCGGGGAGAUUUCUAAAGAAGGGCGAAGACGGGCUCUGGUAUGAUGUUGGGAACAAGGUUGCUGCUGAAAAGGCUUCACAGGCGUUGCGAGAAAAAUCGAAUGCAGAGAAGAGGCAGCGGGCGGCGCAAAGGGAUUCGAUGCGCAGCAAAAACGGAGAGUUGGAUGUCGGUGGUCCAAGCAAGAGGGCGAAAACAAGUGACACACCUCCCAGUAUUACAAUCGUGUCUCCGUUGUUGGCAAACCAACUCAACUAUGUGGGAGCUCCCGCGGCUUCCACCCAGACGCUGGCAUCUGAUGUUUCCAAGACUGUGAACGUGACUGACCCUGGGAAAGACGAAUUCAAGACAGAGGGCCUCCCUCCAAAUGCUGUGGACAAAGAUGGUAACAUCCUUGUGACCGAUUGGGAUAUUCUAUGCGGCCGCGGAGGCCUCACGAAUCACCACAGGGGGAAUAAGCGCUUCCGUGAUAUUGUGGCUCUGCAUCGUCCUGAUUAUAUUCGGGCACCAAAGGUUCAAAAACCAUCAGUUGCGAGAGUGAUUGUUAGGGCCAUUCGGAAUGGGGACCCUCCUGGGCGGUUUUUGAAGAAAGACGAGAAGACUGGAAAAUGGUAUGAUGUUGGUGACAAGAAAGCGGCCGAGAAGACAUCUCAAGCUCUGCGGGAGAAGGGGUCUGACAAGGGAGAGCGCCGCGACUCUGCAGCUGCGGGCGAUGCAAAGUCACCUGCUUUCCUGCUUCCAUCCCCUUCCGGAGUUGCUGCUGACCCGAAUGUUCUACCUGCACUGAAGGCUGAGGCAUCCGCUGUUGCACCCGAAGCCAUGGAAACGGAAGCUCUACCAGCAGAUCCUCCGAUGGUGGCCGCACCUGACCAAGCUGUUGUGAAACAUGAAACUCACGAGAUCCCAAGCGUCCCUGUUGCAAAUCCGACUGUUGUGGAACAUGUUGCGGCCGCCGCUGAAGUCCCGAAUCCACACGAGGCAGUGGCAGCAGUCGGCGAAGGAGCUCCUGCUGCGGUGGUUGAUGUUGCACCCGAACCUGCUCCGAUGGGGGCUGCAGUUUCAGAAGCACAGGAAGAGGAUAUCAAGGUUGGCGAGGAAUGUCAAACAGUCACAGUUUGAGGGUCGUUGGAGAAUGCAGGCUCUUGCCACUCUGCUUUUGCCCGUACUCCUGGAGCAGUGCUGCUGCUUGUGGUGUUACAUUUCUUUACAUGGAUACUUUUUAAAAAGUAGUUAGUUAGUUGUUCCCUAAAGAACCAAGUCAACUUCAUCAGAAUGAAGCUGAAGUGGGUUCCAGGCUUCACCGCCCUAUCAGU